Molecule: messenger RNA, 2614 nt
Organism: Plutella xylostella (diamondback moth)
Lineage: Eukaryota; Metazoa; Arthropoda; Insecta; Lepidoptera; Plutellidae
Gene: Pka-C3
Product: Protein kinase, cAMP-dependent, catalytic subunit 3
Biological process (GO): protein phosphorylation
Cellular component (GO): cytosol; cAMP-dependent protein kinase complex
Molecular function (GO): cAMP-dependent protein kinase activity; ATP binding
Source: RefSeq, a predicted model, not a curated record
CAGUACAAGUUAGACCGCGACGUGGAGAGCGCGCGCCACUCGCUCCUACACACACCUCGCGGAAAACUGCACUCUCUUAUAAAUUACUAAACAUUUUCUCAAAAAAAAAUAUAGCAACUGCUACUGAAAAAUUCCAAAUUACACCACUCAAAAAUCAACUAUGAACACUCGGCACUAACUACCGGCAAAUUAAUUUCGCGCUUCAACCCGUGACCAAUUCGCUUUAUUCUGCACGCGCCGGCUAUGGAUGUUCAGUUGUAACUUGCAGCCAGUGAAGAUGAUGGCUAGUGCGAAGCUGGUGCGGGAGUGCUCGGAGCUGGGGUCCGAGGCGCGCUCGCUGUCGCUGGCGUCCUCCACCGAGGAGCCUGACUCCUGUACCACCGAGUCUGACUACUCGGAGGAAGAGAAGGAGUAUGAGCUCGACGAUCUGCAGAUUCUUAAAACCAUCGGAACGGGAACCUUCGGUCGCGUGUGCCUCUGCCGAGACAAGGCGGCGGAUGAGUACCUGGCCAUGAAGAUCCUGUCCAUGGCCGACGUCAUCCGGCUGAAGCAGGUGGACCACGUCAUGAACGAGAAGAGCAUCCUGGCGGAGAUCAACCACCCGUUUAUUGUCAACUUACGGUGGUGGACGCACGACGACGCCUGCAUCUACAUGCUGUUCGACUACGUGUGUGGCGGAGAGCUGUUCUCCUACCUGAGGAAUGCUGGCCGGUUCAGCAACACUACUGGAAACUUCUACGCGGCAGAGAUCGUGUCAGCGCUAGAAUACCUGCACGCGCGCAACAUCGUGUACCGGGACCUGAAGCCCGAGAACCUCCUUCUAGCCCGGGACGGACACCUGAAGAUCACCGACUUCGGGUUCGCCAAGAAGCUGACGGACCGGACCUGGACUCUGUGCGGCACCCCCGAGUACCUCGCGCCGGAGAUCAUACAGAGCAAGGGGCAUAAUAAGGCGGUGGAUUGGUGGGCUCUAGGCGUCCUCAUCUACGAGAUGCUGGUGGGCUACCCCCCCUUCUACGACGACAACCCCUUCGGCAUCUACGAGAAGAUCCUGAACGGGCGCGUGGAGUGGCCGCGGCACCUGGACCCCCUCGCCAAGGACAUCAUCAAGAAACUGCUCGUGCAGGACCGCACCAAGAGGCUUGGCAACAUGAAGUGUGGAUCCGAGGAUGUCAAGAGGCAUAGAUGGUUCAAGGUCAUCGACUGGGCAGACGUCUUCAUGAAGAAACUUCAGCCCCCAAUCGUGCCUUCAGUGUCGUACGAGGGGGACACCUCUAACUUCGACGAGUACCCCGAGACAGACUGGAAGGCUGCCCGAGCCCUGGAUCCCGAUGAGCUGAAACUCUUCGCCAACUUCUGAUCUCCUAGUACCAAGCACGUUGGCCGCUGAUGAUUUAACUUCCCGUGUAAAUAGUAACUAGUAUACUUAUGUAAGAAGUUUAAAUGAUUGUCAAUGACUAGUCGUAUGUCCGUUUGAGUAGGUUUUAAGCAUCGCCCAACAUAAGAAUUUUUAAGGCGAUUUUUAUCUUUCUAAAGCAAACGGGCAUUAUAAUGUAAUGGUUAGGUUUAAAAUGCCUCUUGUUAGGCGACCGUUUCAACUAAGGUCGAUAUUUGAUUCCAUUUGACAAGUUAAGAGUUAAUUGUAAAAGAUGUUCAUAUUUUUGUUAAUUGAUAAGGUUUUAAAGAGGCAAGUGGCGCCAUCUAGGUGAGUUAAACCGUCCCAGAGAGAGGCGAAGCGGGGCUUUGCUAGCAUUUGUUAAAUAUAACGGUUUGGAGUUUAUGUAGUCGCCCUAUACCCAGUAGUGCACUAAAGUUUCCUUGGUCCCUAGUUGAGUGUCAUGUUUUUAAUAAAAUGUGUAUAUACCUAGAUAUAGAAUAGUCACUGUAAAUAGUUUUCUAGUAUUACGUACUAGUUUAGAUGUAAAAUGCUUAGAAUUAAUAUCACGCCGUAGAAUUCCAUGCUUUCAUUGCAAAAUAAUAUUAAAGGCGUUUAUUUAGGUGUAUUGUUAUUUAAUUUUGAUGUGAGUUUUACUGCAUCGGUUGAUUGUGAUUUGUACGUUACUAGUUUUGGUAGGAGUUUAAGUUCACUAUUUAUGAUUUGUUUAAUUUAUAUAUAAGUAAUUAUGAAAAAAAACUAAUUCUUGCAACUAAGCAAGCCUCGUUGUUGAUGUUUUUAACUCGGUGUGUACCUUCCCGUUGCCAUACACACGUAGAAUUUGUAGUGUUCACAAGAACAUCAUUUUUAUGAAAAUAAAUAGGUACUUAACUAAUUUAUCUUUAUAUUUAAAUCUUAUCCAUUUACUUUUAACUAUACCUAAUUAUAUUGUUAACAAUAUCCGCACACUAAUUUUAUUAGAUGUAUAUUGUGUAUGGUGUGAAUCUACAUUAGGUAUCAAAAUGUUCUAGCUGACAAAAACAACAAUAACUUAUGUAAGUACGUAAAUAAUGCCUAUUAUUUUGCAUAACAAUUAUGUAACUAUGAAGGUUUUUUUAAUAUUACUUACUUACAUAGGUUAAUAAUUAUACAGGAAUUUAUGACCCUUUAUCUUAUGAUAGUUAUCUUUAUACGACAGAGUUGUAUAUUUAUAAUUAAAUAAAAUAUGUUGUGCGGAAA